Molecule: messenger RNA, 2245 nt
Organism: Caretta caretta (loggerhead turtle)
Lineage: Eukaryota; Metazoa; Chordata; Testudines; Cheloniidae
Source: RefSeq, a predicted model, not a curated record
UCACUUGCCAGGAUUAUCUGGGUAUGUAACAAUUAAUCAUUUCCUUGGUAUUUUAGGGCUUGAGCACUGGUGCACCUCGGUCCCUCCUAUUCUCUGCUUGUGGCACAGUCCAGUCUUUUGUGGGCUGUAAUAUUUUGUCUAAUUUUCAGUUGCUGGAUUUAGUACACGGGUGGUGGUGGUGAUGGCAUCCUGUAAUAUACAGGAGGUCAGGCUAGAUGAUCUGGUGGUCCCUUCUGACCUUAAACUCUAUGACUCUAUAUCACAGCAAUGCUGAUGUAUUUGAAUCCAGGAGCAAAAAGGCAAAUUCUGGCCCUUGUACCAGUUUUUACAGAGCUUUGUACAUCAGGUCAACUUCCCAGAAUAGUGAAAGGCACACAGGUACACAGAUCAGUAACGGACACUCACAAACAGCAUGGGAUAGCAGUUGGAGAACUGCCAAGUAGUGCACAGCAGCAGUCCAUGAACAUGAAUAAUACAACACAUUAAUUCAAUUCUCAUUGAAAUUAAUGCACUUUAAAAGAGGAUUCCAGUGUUGGCAAUGAAUUUGGAGUUAAUGCGCUGUCAUGAUUUGUGUCAUGUGUACUCAGUCAUUUUCAUAUCAGAUUAAUUCAAAUUAAUGCAGAUUAACACAUAGACACACAUACAACCCAUGUAGACAAGCCCUCAGAGAACAAUUUGUGAGAUAAUGGCAUGGACUAAUCCAAAUGUGAACCCUAACCCUGAUUUUGCCUCAGACUCAGAUCUCAAACUCUGUAUGUAAUAAACCUGAUCUGGAUCCAAACACUGCUUCAUCAACUCAUCUCUCACUUCCUCAUUAAAUUUGCAGUCAGUCAAAGGCCUGGUCUACACUACGAGUUUAUGUUGAAAUUAGCAGCGUUAAAUCAAAUUAACCCUGCACCUGUCCACACAACGAAGCCAUUUUUUUGUCGACAUAAAGGGCUCUUAAAAUAGAUUUCUGUACUCCUCCCCGAUGAGGGGAUUAGCGCUGAAAUCGACAUCACCGUUUCAAAUUAGGGUUAGUGUGGACACAAUUCGACGGAGCUAUCCCACAGUGCACCAUUGUGACCGCUCUGGACAGCACUCUGAACUCGGAUGCAUUGUUCAGGUGUACAGGAAAAGCUCCGGGAACUUUUGAAUAUCAUUUCCUGUUUGGCCAGGCGAGCUCAUCAGCACAGGUGACCAUGCAGUCCCAGAAUCGAAAAAGAGCUCCAGCAUGGACCAAACGGGAGGUACUGGAUCUGAUUGCUGUAUGGGGAGACGAAUCCGUGCUAUCAGAACUAUGUUCCAAAAGACGAAAUGCCAAAACAUUUCAAAAAAUGUCCAAGGCCAUGAUGGACAGAGGCUACAGCAGGGACGCAACACGGUGCCGCGUGAAACUUAUGUAGCUCAGACAAGCAUACCAGAAAACCAAAGAAUCAAACGGACGCUCCGGGACAGAGCCCCAGACGUGCCUCUUCUAUGCUGAGCUGCAAGCAAUUCUAGGGGGGGCCGCCACCAUUACCCCACCCCUGUCCGUGGACUCUGAUAACGGGGUACUCUCCGCCAUGCCUGAGGAUUUUGCGGACGGGGAAGAUGAGGAGGAGGACGACCAAGCUUGAAGAGAGCACACAGUACACUAUUCUUCCUGACAGCCAGGAUCUUUUUAUCACCCUGACUAAAAUAGCCUCCCAACUCAACCAAGCCGGAGAAGGGACCUCUGCUGCAAAUGUUUCAAGCCUCCCUCCUCUGUCCCAAAGGCUAUCUCAGAUAAGGCGGCAAAAAAACCGCACAUGCGAUGAAAUGUUCUCUGAGUUCAUGCAGUCGUCCGGCACUGACAGAGCUCAGCAGAAUGUGUGGAGGGACACAGUAGCACAGUACAGGAAAGAAGCCAAUGAAUAUGAGGACAGGAGGGAUGAUCAAGAUGAGAGGUGGCAGCAGGAAGAUGAGAGGAGGCAGGAUGCAACGCUGGAGCUACUGCAGAAUCAAACGGACAUGCUCUGGCAUCUGAUGGAGGUUCAGGAACGGCAGCAGAAUCACAGACUGCUGCUGCAGCCCCUGUUUAACCACCUUCCCUCCUCCCCAAGUUCCAUAGCCUCCUCACCCAGACACCCAAGAACGCGGAGGGGGUGGAGGGGGCUCCGGGCACCCAACCACUCCACCCAGUGGACAGCCCAAGCAACAGAAGGCUGUCAUUCAACAAGUUUUGAAGUGGCCUUUUUCUUCCCUCCUACCCUCCUCCCACACCCCGCCCGGGCUACCUUGUGAG